Molecule: messenger RNA, 1272 nt
Organism: Penicillium atrosanguineum
Lineage: Eukaryota; Fungi; Ascomycota; Eurotiomycetes; Eurotiales; Aspergillaceae
Exons: 1
Coding region: 1-1272 (423 amino acids)
Source: RefSeq, a predicted model, not a curated record
AUGAGACUAACUUGUAAAACACAGAUUGAGCCUUUGUGCAAAACGUUCCUUUGCUUCUACUCCGCGAUCAGCAACGAGUUCCUCGGCCGUACAGCACAUCUGUACUCACCCAACAAGGUACCUCUACUACACGAGGCCCUCGACUCGUUCCUGGAGUGUGGAGCUGCUCUGCCACAGCUCAUUCCUAUGCCAAAGCUUCCACCGCUCCUCAACAGUCCCGGUUUCGCAGCCUGUCUCAUCCCACCAGAGACUCCUGGUCAUUGCCCCCAAUACACACCAGAGGACUUUGUCGUCUGGGUUGAUACUCCUGAGACGGCCACGCCUGAGCGUCCAGCCCUCAUUCGAACCAUAACACAAAUGAUUGACCUCUCGCUGUCGAAUCAAGACGAUGAUCCUUUUAUCUCAGACUCCGAGUCGGACCGUAUCUCGUCCUUCGCACUGACCCUGCCAAAGCUCGGUGUCUCACCCAGACGUGCAAUCGACAAGGAUAUGAUAACUCUGUCCCCCAAGACACCCCAAAAGUCCAACAGCCCGAUGAAGAGCCUUGGUCUUACGCCCUCUCCCCUCUGCAUUCGGAAGUCUAGUCAAAUCAAGCACAGUGGGAUCACCUAUGAAGAUGAGCGCAGCGGUAAAGUGGAUGCCAGUCCUCGGUCUAAGCGUCUGCCUUUGCAAGUAACCUUGGCCAGCAAACUGAACAUCAUGGACAGGAAGAGCAGUGCAACUAACAUUGCUGCAAAAUUGACAAAUAAUGAUUCCUCUCCCCCAUGUAAGAUCACUACACCCUCUUCAGUCUACUCGCGAGACUCCAAUGGUAACAAAGAGGUCGCGGCCAACGUUACCCCAGCCCAUGCUACCAAAAUUGUGCGAUUCAACCGUGGCAUAGAGCUCCUGCGUGAGCAAAUCUUGACCAACAUCGCUGAAAUCCAGCAGCACGUGGAGCAGGUCAAGGACGUACAGCGCGCGCGCCGCGCUCGUCAGAUGAAGCGAGCACCCUCCUUCUGGAGCUUCCACCCAACCACAGAUGAGGCUGCAGAGGAAGAAACUGAACAGGAAGAACAUGUGCAAGAGCAGAAGAAGCAGGAGCCGGGGCUGUGCAUGCAUGGGUUUGAGAAUAUCCUGCACAAGGAAACUCAACAGCAGCGACUUGCCCGUCUGCGCUCUGACGGAUGGAGUACUGUCGGACUGCGAUCAGCCAAUAGUACCUGGAAGGGGGCACGCUACUACCAGGAGUUCUGCAAUAUGGUCUUGACCGAGCUCAGCCUGGAUAAUUGA